AUGAAAAGUGCAGGUGAUGAAGAUCCCCUACAGGUACCAUGCUUUAAUCUUGAACAGCAGGGUCAAAUUAAUGAAAAUGAAAAAUAUAAAGUUGAAAUAAUUAAAGCAACUAAAGCAGACGAUGAACUGGUAUGGAAUACCACUGCACAGUUGCAAGCAUUAGUUCUCAUAAAGAGAGGUCAUGGACCGCCCGUUGGAUUUAAUGAACUCAGAAAAUUUAAUACAGCAAUGCAAGAAGCAGCAGAAGUUUAUCGUGAUUCCAUUAGCUCCAGUCAGGAUAGAUCAGUUAGUCGUGUUGGAACUUUUCAAUAUCGUGUAAGUUAUGCUGAUAAAACUGAAACUUAUCAUGUGGAUGCUAUGAGAAAUUUAAUUUUGCAACAAUUACCGCCAACUGUUCGCUUUUUUACGGAACAAACAAAAAGUGAAAAAUUGAAGAGUGCGUUGCAUGAAAUGAAACAAAAGCGUAAACGUAAACAAUAG
Acanthocheilonema viteae is the source of this 480-nucleotide messenger RNA. The record is from the annotation of a GenBank genome assembly. NCBI's taxonomy places the organism in Eukaryota, Metazoa, Nematoda, Chromadorea, Rhabditida, Onchocercidae.